GCAUUUCAGUCGAACAAUGGAAGAGCUUGUUCACGAUCUUGUCUCUGCACUGGAAGAGAGUUCUGAGCAGGCCCGAGGUGGGUUUGCUGAAACGGGAGAUCAUUCUCGAAAUGUGUCUUGCCCUCUGAAACGCCAGGCCAGGAAAAGGAGAGGGAGGAAACGGAGGUCCUAUAAUGUUCAUCACCCUUGGGAGACUGGUCACGGCUUAAGUGAAGGCUCCGAUUCUAGUUUAGAGGAAGCAAGUAAGGACUAUCGAGAGAACCACAACAAUAAUAAGAAAGACCACAGUGACUCUGACGACCAAAUGUUAGUGGCAAAGCGUAGGCCAUCAUCAAACUUAAAUAGCAGUGUUCGAGGUAAAAGACUUCUGUGGCAUGAGACUGAUUUUGCUGUGGACAACCUUGGGAACAGAACUCUGCGCCGCAGGAGGAAGGUAAAGCGCAUGGCAGUGGAUCUCCCACAGGACAUCGCCAACAAAAGGACAAUGACCCAGCUGCCUGAAGGGUGCAGAGACCAGGAGAUGGACAAUGAUAGAGCUUACCAGUAUCCAGAGUUUACCCGGAAUAAAGUUAAAAAAAGGAAGUUGAAAGUGAUUAGACAAGGACCAAAAACCCAAGAGGAAGUAGUUUUGGAAAGUGAAGAAAUGAGCCAAACCAAUAAGGACAAAAUGGAAUACGAAGAACAAAAAGUCUCAGAUGAGCUCAUGAGCGAAAGUGACUCCAGCAGUCUCAGCAGCACUGACGCCGGCUUGUUCACCAAUGAUGAGGGAAGACAAGGGGACGAUGAACAGAGCGAUUGGUUCUAUGAGAAGGAGUCAGGGGGAGCCUGUGGUAUUGCUGGAGUUGUGCCCUGGUGGGAAAAGGAAGACCCUGCAGAGCUAGACAGAGACCUACCUGACCCCGUGUUUGAAAGCAUCCUCAGUGGUUCUUUCCCCCUCAUGUCACAUCCUGGCAGAAGAGGUUUCCAAGCUAGACUCAGUUGCCUUCGUGGAAUGCCUUCAAAGAAUAUUAAAAAAUCUGGAGGGGCUCCACCUUCAAUGGCUGCAAACUGGACCAGUGAGAUUCCCCUAUAAACCAAAUCUUCUAUUGCUAAUAAAUUAGUUACGUUUUGAACACCUGGGGAAUGGCAUUCGAGGGACCCUGGCUCCUGUCCUCUUCCCUGGAGGAAUACACUGAAGUGCGAGCCUCUUUGAUGCAGACCUGGGGCUGUUUUGCUGCAGGACUGAUGUUUCUUUUAGCCAGAAGUGAAUCUGAUUGGGGAGGAUUCCCUGAGAUGUAGGUUGGCCCAGGGUGGAUACAAACUACUGUAUAUUUUAUAUAUUUUUCUCUCUUGUGGUUUUUAACAUUGGAUCUAUUUAUGUAUUGCUUGCUUUGCCAAAUGCUAACAAGAGAUAGAAAAUUGAAAACUAUAUUUAACCCAAGUAUUCCUUAAUAUUUCUAUGACUGGUUAAGAUUCAGCUUUUAAUCUGACGUGUGAAUAAAAAAAUGAUGUAUUGCCAUUCAUGGUUCAUUUUAAAACAAGUCUUCUAUACCAGCAUUAUUUAAAAUACUGUGUUUUACUCAGGGUACUUUGUUUAGUAAGGGCCGAUAUAAGUAGGUGAGGUUGAUAAUCUUUGCUCGAGUUUAUCUUUUGUUAAGUUUAAUUCCUAGUGGAUAAUUGUUCUGUAUUACAAACCUGUUGUAUUUUAUACUAUAGUCUUCAUUGUACUGCGAAAGUCAUCCUACCUCUAAAACUGCACAGUGAUCCCAAACUAGUCUAUAUUAGGGAAUCACUUGCUGUCACAUUGUCAUUGGUGUGUGUCUGAUCCCUGAACUGGUCACAGCUGCCUCACUGUCUCGGAACUUGAUGAAAUCAUGUGAACCUGGCGUUUUAACAAUGCUGCAUGACUGAAUCUCACUGUUAUAUCUAUAGUGAGAUGCUUGCUCUUCCUUGGAUGGCAUUCCGUGUGUGCCACCGAGUUUUAGAAAUAUUUGUGUAAGAUCAUUUUCAUCAAGCAGGAGGGAAAUAAAACAUUCCCAUUGGUGGCAUAAUUCUUAUAAUGUUAUUUUUAAUUGAUUAAUGUUUUUGGUGAUUUAAUGUUUUCGUAUUGUAUGGUUUAGAUGUCAUUUCAUUAUUUAAUGGCUAAAUUAAAUAUGAUGGAAGGGAACCAAAGUUGACAUUACCUUACCCAAGACGAUUGUGGUCUGAAAAAUUUAAAAAUGAAGUAGGUAGGAAUGUAUGACAAGAAGUCGAAGGUGACACGGUACAAGUUGGCCCUCCUGAUUGUCCCAUGGAAAAGGUGGGUGAUGUGCUUAAUAACUGAAUUAAGGUUUUUAUACUGUCUCAGGGCAAAAAUUCGUGCUUUUUUCCUGAAUUACAGAAAUGCUUUUGUUUUGUAUGAUGACUGUCCUUUAAGUCUGAAUAAGUCACUUGCAUGCCUCAGCCUAUGAUCUUUGCCUCACCAAUCAUGAAUCUAGAUGAGUACUAUCUCGUUCUUGGCUCAGCUUUACCUAUUUUUGUUUUUGGUCCACUGCUUGCUUGAGCAUAGCUGGGAUUUGUAGCCCAUUUUCUAGGCUUAUUGCCGCCUCGCUGUGCUGUUUUAUAGAAGCUAUUACGACGGAUAGACUGGCUUCAUGGUGGUGAUGAUACAUGGCUGCGCCAUCCUCGGAGCUGCCUCCGUCUAAAUUGUGAAGCGGUGAUUAGACUGCACUUCACAGAGAUUUCCAUGUAUGUGUGUUUAACAUGGGCCCAGCACAUUGCUCUAUUCAAAAUUCUACUGAACACAUGGGACUCCUUAAGGUGUUUUUCUCUCAACCCUGGAUUGUCCUUGUUUACAUUUUUACAUACUGUAAAUUUUUUUCCAAUAAAAUCUCUGACUUGAGCAAGAAAGGUAAGAUUUUCAGUUUGUGCUGAUGUUUUCUAAUUCUCUGUAUGUUUUGCUACCUUAAAAAUUUUAACCUGCUAAGACAGUCACAUUAAAGGUCAUCCAUUAUUUCUUAUAGUAAGAAAUUAAUUUCAAUUAGCAUAGACUCACACUGGGAAGCCAAAGUGUACAUGAGAUAGAUUCAUUUUAGGAGCAAACGCCAGCGUGUGUAGAUGCAGCCUUUGAGCAGAAUGGCAGCAGAGGGUCUGUGGUGGUUGACACCUCCAAACGUGCAGUGAGGAGCGCACGAGAAGGAAGUGACAGUGGGAACUGCCUGAAGUAGGGGUGUUUUCAGUUAUUGCCCUCAUUCCUGUAGGUUGUGUGUGGGUCUUGGGUCCUCAUGUCCCCGUCAGCUGUGGACUGAAUAAUGUUGUGUGUGUAUUUAUGUUUAUAGGUGUUUACUGUGUAUUGUUGAUUCCCAAACAUGGAAUAAUGGAUAAUAGCACCAUCACCGAAGCCUGAACAAACUUUUCUAACGUGUGUUCUCUCCAUAAGGCUCACCGUGGCCUCCUCAUGCUUAGUAACAUGACAGACUCCACUUUCAGCUUGAAUUUGGGGCCAUUGAAGGCAGGAAAAGCACGAGAAAGCACAGAGCUCCAAUAGAGCAGUCCUCCUUCCAUAGGUCACAGAGCCGGGGCUGCAGGAAGGAGGCCGAGUGAGGUCCUGCUCCCUUUGUCCCCUGAGUUCUCCUUCCUUCCUGAGGCAGCUCACAUUGUUCACUGCUGUGCCCAUGCCCAUGAAUAUCUGCAAAAGUUCUCAAUAUUGCUUUUCAGGUUGCUAGCUGAUAAUAAUAUUUCAAAUUUGGAAUCUGCAAGGAGGAACAAGGAAUGGCUGUGUAUUUGUGGAAGGCAGAGUGGUCACAUGUCAGAUCCUGCAUAUCAGAUACUUCAUGAUGCUACAGUGUGAUGAAGUAGCAAUGAAAGAACUUUAUGGCUGGGGUCUCUACAACAUGAGGAACAGUAUUUGAGGGCUGUAGCAUGAGGAAGGUUGAGAACCAAGGUUUCUUCUUUUGUGAAAUAGAGACGUUGUUUUCUCUAUUGACGUGCUGUCAGGCUUAAAUACGGUUAAAGUACAUAUAUAGGCUUAGGUCCAUCUUCAGUACAUAGUAUAUAAUAAAUAAUAAUCGCUGUUGUUAUUGAAGAUAAUAAACACAAUACCUGAUAAUGCAACUUAAUGUUAAUCUCCAAGUGUAGAAUUUGACCUUAAAUUUUUCAUGUUUUAUAUAUAAUUUAUAUAUAAUUUGACAUUACCUUAGUAGAGUCCUUUAUUUUAUAGGAUUUAGGUUUCUUUUGUAUCUUAUUUGUUUGAUCUGACUUUUGUCUUUAAUAUAGUUUGAAGAAUUUUUCUGAAUGAACUUUUAGUUAACAAGUUAAGCCUCAGAAUUGAACUUCAAGCUAUAAAGCCCAUUUCAUCAUGUCCCCUCCCUUUAAAUCAUUAAGCUAUUCUUUUAGACUGAGGUUUGAAUUCAGUCUUAUUCCUCUAAAAAAAAAAUAAUAAUUGUGCCCAUGCAUAUGUGAGAUUACAAGUCCUGAGAUUUUAUUCUUGAUAAGAAUUACUCACCUUUGGCAUGGUGGCAAGACUAGCAAUGCCAGCACUUGAGAGGUAGAGGCUGGAGACUAGGGAGUCAGCCUGUACUAUUUGAGACCUUGUUUCCAAAAACCAAAAAAGGGAAUUACUACUGUUGUGUGGCUAGAAACUCAGUUUGUUGGUAUCCUGCUAGCCAGCCUUUUAGUACCUAAUUUUAGGAGAAUUGUUACCCAGGAGAAUUGUUACCCAGAAGAUAACAGCCAGAAUCUCUGACAUUUCUAGACUAUAUUCAUUAAGUACAAUUCAGAAUGACAGCAUGAUAAUGAUGCCAGACUCGAGUUUGAGGAGACUGCUUUUACAACAUGAAUUCAAGGAACCUUACUAAAAGGUAGCUUUCUGUGGAGCCAGGAUGUCUUACUCUGCUUUCUUGACAGGAUCUCACUAUGUAGCCCUGGCUGGCCUCGAACUCACUGUGUAGGCCAGGCUGGCUUUGAACUCACAGAGAUCUGCCUGCCUCUUCCUAGCCCUGGGAUUAAAGGCGUGCUCCACUACACCUGGCUCAGGAUAUCCUACCCCUGAAUAUUCCAGUUAAUCUAUGUUUUCUUUGGGUGAGAGAUUUUUAAGUUCUAUUUUGUUUUGAACUAGUGAUUCAUCAGCAGGUAUAAUCUGCACUGAAGUUAUUCAUGUUGUGGUGACUGCUAAAACACUGUGGGAAAAGACUCAUCUUAAGACACAUUAUUGGAAAACCAUUCUUAUGGAAGACAUUGUAGUAAGGUAGAAGGCUUUGCUUUAAAUGUUUACAGUUGCUUGAAGACCGGUUUUGUGUGGUUACAUGAACAUGAAAGGUACUGGUGGUAUUUAUUUUGCCAAACAACAAUAACAACAAAAGAAUGUGAUUUAGUUGAUUUCCUUAUGUCUACAUUUUGAAAUUUAAGUAUAUAAACAAAAGCCGAGUGUUAGCCCUUCAUAUAAAUUGUAAUAUGUAAUACACUGUUCAUACUCACAGUACCUUGUGUCACUCAGAGCAAAGGAGGCGUGGUCUAUUCCAGGGCUGAGGCAGUUCAUUCAGUUGCUGACCAGGAAUGACUGUUAUAGGUGCUUUCUUUAUGAAGUUAUGUUGACAGGGACCAUCUUACUGUAGUGAGCUCUUCAUAUGUCCUGCUCAGUGUUUGUGCUGUAGUUUCUCAAUACUCUAGAGUAGGAAUAUUUAGGCUCUUUAUAGCCUUUUACUGAGAAGGCUCAUUUAAAAUGGAAUUGGUUUGAAUAAGGGAUUUAAAUAACCUAUUUUCUCAGACUAGUCAAAGCGAAAAGAGUUUAUGACAGAAAAUAAAUCUAAACUGACAUAAAAUAACAACACAACGAUAUUUUCAUUAUGUGGUGACUGUUACCCAAGCUUUUGUUAGUGGGAUUCAGCAGCUGAACCCUUUAGUAUCUUUCUGCCUGGAAAUUUGUAUGCCUAGAGUGUUUUUGUAGAUUGGAGAAUGUAUGUUUAGAAAGUUAUAUUCUAAGUUUGUUAAUUAUAUGUUAAUUUCAUUUUCUUUUCAACAUCAGCCUGAAAUCUAGAUUUUUAUAUAUUUUAAUCUUAGAAAUUUUCGAGAUAAAAUUGGUUCUGUAUUAUAGAAAAGUGCAAAUCAAUAAAAUGGUAAUAUUUCAUGGACGAAAUCCACUAGUGUGUUUACUUCAGAUUUUUUAUUUUGCUGUUGCUCUAUAUUUUGUAUUGCAAUAAUUUAAUAACAGUGGAUAACUAAAAAUGUAGAUACCAUAACAUUUAUUCUAUAUAAUUGAAUAGGAUUAAUAUUAAUACUGAUAUUCUUGGAUUAUAUUAUUAAAUGUGAAACAUAUAUAUAUAUAUAUAUAUUUAAUGGUGUAUAGUAGCAUAUUCAUUUAUUCACUUACUUGCAUUUGAAUGCUUGUUCUCCAUAUUCUUAAAACUCCUUAAAAAUAUAUAUACAGAUAAUCAAUCAUGAAAUUUUAAUGAUACAAGAUGUGACCACAUAUAUUUUUCCAUAGAUUAAAAUAUUUGUGCUUGCUGCUCUCGUGACUUAGUAUAGGUGUGGCCUCCUAUGCUGGAAUUUGGGGGUCUUCAAAAUGGUGGAAAUGUGCAGUGUGGAACACAACAGUGCUUAGUAUGUGCUAGAUACUUUCUGUAUACUGCUUACAUAUUUAAAUUAAUGUGAUUAAUAUUCCUAUAAUGUAGGUUUGUGUUUACAUCUUAAACUGUUUUUCCUGUGGGAAACCAAAAUUCUUAUGAUUUGGAAGUUUCUUCAUAUUGCUGUCAUGUUGCUAAUAAAUAUAAAUAAAUUCUCUCCCUAAA
Molecule: messenger RNA, 6743 nt
Organism: Cricetulus griseus (Chinese hamster)
Lineage: Eukaryota; Metazoa; Chordata; Mammalia; Rodentia; Cricetidae
Source: RefSeq, a predicted model, not a curated record